AUGGGUUCAGUCUUCCUCAGAGCUUCUCGAUUCAUGCUUAGAUCACCCAAGGAAAGUGGAUCGCGGUUUGAAAGCUCAAGCGACAGGGAAAGCGAAGGCAUAGAAGCACCAUCUUUCAAACUCGAAUCAUCCCAUCCUCCACAUCAAACAAUUCCCCAGUUUUCAAGCAUGGCUUUGAACGUUUUCAUUUCCCUUCUGUUUUCUUCACUUCCCAUACUCCAAAUCGCCCUAGCCGGUGAUCCUGAUAUUCUCACUGAUUUUAUAGUACCUGAAAACCAGAACACAGUUGAUGGAAACUUCUUCACCUACACAGGGAUGCGAGUCAUUGUAAACGAAACCAGCUUCCCUGCGAAUUUCACAGUGCUGAAAGCUACCAUGGAGGAGUUCCCUGCUCUAAAUGGCCAGAGUGUCUCCUAUGCUCUUCUUCAAUUCCCUGCAAGCUCCGUUAAUCCGCCCCACACUCAUCCUCGUUCCGCCGAGCUGCUUUUCCUCGCCGAUGGGAACCUCGAAGUCGGUUUCGUCGACACGACGAACAAGCUUUUCACUCAGAGUUUACAAUCGGGCGACAUGUUUAUCUUCCCGAAAGGAUUGGUACACUAUCAGUACAAUGCCGAUACUAACCAUCCGGCUAUUGCGAUUUCUGCGUUCGGAAGUGCAAAUGCAGGAACUGUGUCGAUUCCGAAAACGCUUUUCGCCACCGACAUCGAUGAUGACAUAUUGGCUAAAUCAUUCAAGACUGAUGUUUCUACCAUUCAAGCUCUCAAAGCUGGUCUUGCAUCCAGGUAG
Molecule: messenger RNA, 786 nt
Organism: Hibiscus syriacus
Lineage: Eukaryota; Viridiplantae; Streptophyta; Magnoliopsida; Malvales; Malvaceae
Product: germin-like protein 9-3
Exons: 2
Coding region: 1-786 (261 amino acids)
Cellular component (GO): cell wall
Molecular function (GO): manganese ion binding
Source: RefSeq, a predicted model, not a curated record